Fusarium coffeatum is the source of this 972-nucleotide messenger RNA. RefSeq lists its product as uncharacterized. The transcript has 3 exons. The coding region runs from base 1 to 972 and encodes 323 amino acids. The record is from RefSeq and is a predicted model, not a curated record. Lineage: Eukaryota; Fungi; Ascomycota; Sordariomycetes; Hypocreales; Nectriaceae.
AUGGCCAGCAACCGCAACAAUCAGUAUCGCUGCACCGUUGGCGGCGAGUGGAAGGAUAUCUCUGAGUUCAGCAGAAGCCAGCAGAGACGUGCCAGACCCAACAACAGGGAGAACUCAGGCAUGAUCUGUCUUGCGCACAGCCAGCCAUCUCGUGCCGAGAUUACUUGUACAGUUUGUUGCAGGACCAGACCCAUCGACCAGUACUCCAACAACGAACGUAAAUCGGACAACCCGCGAUGCCAACAGUGUGUGGCCUGGGACACCGACCAAGAACACGGUGUCACUCCAAUUCCUCUUGCCACUGGUCAUGUUUCAAUCGAAGAAGAUGCCCUUAAGAGAUACAAGGAGCCAACUUCUUGCUCAGAAUUUUUCACGCAUGAGAUUCCCGCAGCCCCUAUCACCGGACCUGAAGCACUUGGUCUGCAGGCUAGCGAGUCCACCAACCGAGCCUUCGCCCAGGUCAUUGGUAGCUCGACCGCGGCUCGAGUAGCCUCGGAGACCUCCAGCGUCGUGAACGAGACCAUGUCCGUCACUUCCAGCCGUGUCACCACCACCUUUCCACCUCACCUGAAAGCCCGCUGGGAAAAUAUGACACUUGGAGGAAAGUCUGCUUCUGAGGAAAACUCCAAGACUGCAGCUACAACAAGCAACCAAAGCGUGAAGAUGCUGCCCCCUCACCUCCGCAAGCCCAAGUUGGAGCAGAGUGGUGAAACUGACAGCGUCUCUACGGCCACAACUAUGCGAAAGGAGAAGGAGGAGACUGCCGCCUCUACCAAGAUCCUCUACAAUGCAUGGGAUUCCAAGGGUGUUCAGCACAGGGUCACCAAGGACCCUACUGUCGCUUCUAGCUCUGCUUCUGUUUCGGCUGCUUCUACGUCUGGAGAGACCGAGUCCCUGGGUCGCGGUAACGGCAAGUGGCCUAAGGCUAGCGAGGCAAGUGAUCAAAAACUUGAGAUUGAGCUUAUUGACUAA